Molecule: messenger RNA, 2860 nt
Organism: Oncorhynchus gorbuscha (pink salmon)
Lineage: Eukaryota; Metazoa; Chordata; Actinopteri; Salmoniformes; Salmonidae
Product: retinoblastoma-like protein 2
Exons: 14
Coding region: 581-2500 (639 amino acids)
Biological process (GO): cell differentiation; regulation of transcription by RNA polymerase II; negative regulation of G1/S transition of mitotic cell cycle
Cellular component (GO): chromatin; transcription regulator complex; nucleus
Molecular function (GO): RNA polymerase II transcription regulatory region sequence-specific DNA binding
Source: RefSeq, a predicted model, not a curated record
GUGUAUGUAAACUUCUGACUUCAACUGUAAAUAUAGGAUUAUAAAUUCUCAGUUAAUAGUGUGGUUAAAAAGUCAUUUUCAAAACUGAUAUAGUAUAUAUUGUUGUAAAGUAUUACUUAUUAAUGUACUGCUAUUCUUCUGCUUCCUUUAUGCCCUAUUAUGUUCCUACUCCACCCCAGGGGGCGCUUGUUGCUCUGUGAGUCUCAGCCCUCAGGCCUCUUAUCAUAGCAACCCAUUGCAGAUGACAAGUUGGGGCUUGUCUGUUGUGAGCUGUGAGCCAAUGGGCUGAGCCAGAGCUUCAGCUUCCUCUCUGUCUCAGUGCACUGCAGCCUGCUGCUGCCUGCCUGUAGACUUAUAGUAGCGCUCACUGCUCUGUGCUGCUCUGAUGCUCACCCACACACCCACAGCUGUUCAGCCUGGCUAGUCCCACAGAGAGAGAAGCAGAGAGGCAGUGUGUCUCCAAGCCUCUACAAAACAGAAUCAGAUCCUUCUCACGAGCCUCUGUGUCCACUGCUACUCCACUGACUGACACAGAGCUAUACUCUACCAGCGGAGGUGCUGUGAGCGGCUGGAGGUCGUCAUGGCAACCCAGAGACAUGUACCCAGUGACAGUCUGGCUAGAACAUUCAGGUCCUGUGCCAGAAACCCUAGUGAGGUCAUCUCCACUAGACUGAGAGACAUGCUCCACACCUUCAUCCAGCACUACCAGGAACCAUGGGAAGAGAACCGCAGCCUAGACAGAGAGAGAGGAGUGAAGUUCUCCAUCCAGACAGAGGCUUUGUACUACAGGAUUCUAGAGGCUGUCAUCAAUCAGGAGAGGAAGAGGCUGCGAUACAAAGACCUUUCAGGCAUUCUGGAGCAUGAUCUGUUCCAGCGCUCUCUAGUGGCCUGUUGUCUGGAGAUGGUAAUCUUCUCCCAUCAGCCACCAGGCAGCUUCCCCCUGGUCAUUGACAUCUUUAGCCUGGCACCAUACGACUUCUACAAGGUGAUAGAGCUGGUGCUGCGGGCUGAGGAGGGCUUGCUGCCGGGUGUGGUCAGGCAUCUGACCCAUAUAGAGGAGCAGGUCCUGGAGAGUCUGGCCUGGAGGAGAGACUCACCACUCUGGGACCAGAUCAGAGCUGCUAAGGGUCAGGGACAGCUGCCUGCAUACCAUCAGGUGAUGCUCCCCCAAUACUCAGAGGACACAGACAAGAUGGCCAAGAUCCCUCCCAACCCUUCACACUUGACCCCAAGCCUUGUGAAUGGGAUCCAUGGAAUUGACCUGAACUCCCCGAUUACCCACCAUGAACGCUACAGCUCACCCCCUGCUGGCUCAAAGAUGGCCGCUUGCCCUACCACACCAGUCAGCCCAUCCCAGUCCUCCUCUGUCAUUGUUACUGGACAGACUGUAGUCACCAUGGCAUCAGCCACUGUCACCACCAACAAUGGCCAGUCAGUCAGCAUACCGGUUCGAGGCAUUGCCAAUGACCGGGGAGCCAUCACAUUUACCCUUAGUGUUGUAGGUCAGCCCAUUCCUCCACAGCAAGUCUCCAGCACCUCUACCCAGCAGCCCCAGAACCCUCUACCCUCUACCCAGAGUAAGGGCUCCAUCUCACUGUUCCUCCGCAAGGUCUACCACCUGGUGAGCAUGCGUCUGAGGGACAUCUGUGUUAAACUGGACAUCUGUGAGGCGCUGCGGCUGAAGAUCUGGACCUGCGUCGAACACUCCUUGGUCCACUGCACUGACCUCAUGCUAGACCGACACCUGGACCAAAUACUCAUGUGUGCCAUCUAUGUCAUGGCCAAGGUAACCAAAGUGGACAUGCCGUUCAAGCUCAUCAUGCAGUGCUACAAGACUCAGCCUCAAGCAAGCAACUGUGUAUUCAGAAGUGUUCUGAUCUCAGGGAGAAACACCAAGACGUCACAAAACUCUCCUGGAGGAUCCAACAGAGAAAACAGACCCAGAGCUCCCUGUAGCCCGGGCCAGGAGGAGAGAGGACACCUCAUCUAUUUCUACAACACCGUCUAUGUCAAACAGAUGAAGGACUUUGCCCUGCGCUACACCUCCAGCUCUCUGACCAUAGCCGGGGUUGAAACCCCUCCCCUUUCGCCAUACCCCUUCCAGAGUGUUGGAUCCUUGCGCAGACUCCGCCCUUCCAACCACCAUUCCCUCUACAUCUCCCCCCACAAGCCCAGCACACACCCCUCCCCCCGCACUGGGUUCCUCUACUACGUCAGCAGAAGUCCCUCAAAGCGUCUGAGAGAGAUCAAUGACAUGAUGAGGACAUUUCAGUCACGCACCAGGAAGCGCUGUUCAGCCCAGCUGCAGGAGGACAGUGAGGAGGAGGGUGGGCCGCUUGUAAAGAGGCCCUGUCAUGAUAGACCGUCAGAUUGGCAGAGAAAGCUCAGGGACCUCGGCCAGGACUUCAACCAGGCACUGACCAGGGCCCAGAACCAGCAACAAUCCCAGACCAGGGCCAAGGCACAGCACCAAGCAACAGCACACAAGGGGAAACAUUGAUGACAUCUCACUUUCGUUGACUUACCGCCAUGCUUCAUACUUCCAUCAUCAGUGUCUGUGGUCCAUAUCGUUCCAAUGAGUGUAGACCUGCAAGGAGAAUGGAUGAUGUGGAUCUACAAUGUUAGAAAGAAUUGGCAUCAUUAGCACUCAGUGAAAUUCUCUUAGUAAGCAAUGUUCAUGAUUAGAAAAGCUGAUUUAUAAUAAUAAUUAGGGUAUUGUAAUAAUCUGAGGGUAACUAGGGCUCUGUAUCAAAUAUCAUAUUAUACAUAUCAUAUACAGUAUAUAUUUCAACAUUUUAGUCCUCUGUGAACCAUGUCCUAGUUACCUAAGGAAGCAGUAAAGGAUUUGUGUUGAUACUGA